GUCUAGUGUACGGGUGGUGAGCGUUCAGAUUGGAGAACUUUUUUUUUCUACCCGUGUUCGACGGCCGGCCGAGUCUGAACGAGAACCCAUCCGAUCAACGCGCGACUCCGACCGGGAUCCCGAGUAGCUUCCCACCCCGCGACCACCGGCUCACCACCUGCCCGUCCGAUUUCCCUCACUCCAUCCUUUUCUUGGCAGGGCCUCCAGACGGCGCACACUUACGGAACCUGGGCCCCAGCACGUCAACACCCGGUUGUCGAGCCGACCAUCACCCAUCAAAUAUAUCGCCCAUGAAGAGGAUAGCAACGCCCAGCUUGACGAGCCGGCUGCUCGUCGCCGCUCGCUCCGGAGUGUCGCCCGCCACUGCCGCCAUCCGAUCCCGAUCUGCAAUCUCGGUGCGAUCGCAAUCGACAGCUGCCCUCGCUCAGCACGAUGCAUCCCACGAUCUCAACAAUGAUCGGUUCCCCCCGCUUGAGCCCCUCCCCCCCGCGGCCGAGUCCCUACCGUCGCCCCUCCCCGAACGGGCCUUGACCUCGGCCAAACUGGCCGCCCUCCACGCCCGUUUGAAUCUUUCUCCCAAGAUCCCCUUACAGACAUUGGCAAGGACACUGGUCGACGCCUCGGCCGACGAGAACCCGCAGUUCAACAACGCCAACCUCGCCUUCGUUGGCCAGACCCUCAUCAACUACCAUAUUGCCGAAUGGCUCCUCUGCAAAUACCCCCGUCUACCCCAGGGAAUUCUCUUCAGUGCCAUGAAGGCUUAUGCCGGACCGAAGCCCUUGCUCCAGAUUGCGCGGUCAUGGGGUGUUGAUACCGCCGCGGUGCCCGGCGGCGAGGUGGAUCCCGGUCUUCUGCAGUUCGAUGCCCUUAAGCCCGGCGUCGCCAUCACAAAUUUCGGCUACAAGCGUACAGAGCUCGCCUACCUCGAGAAGUUCAAGUGGCGUCGCGGUAUGGCCUCGCGUGUCGUUCUCGACGACGACUUUGGUGAUGUCGUGCGCAGCGACCCCAAGGUUGCCGCCGAUCUGGAGAAGGCGAUGGAAGAGCAGGAUCAGGACAAGACUCCCGACGAGGAGGAGGCCGAGAUGGUCGCUAAUGAGCAGGACCAGGACGUGAGCUACGACCGCUACGGCAACCCCGACACCCGGGCCGCUGCUGAGCGGGCCCACGCCUACUUUGUGCGCGCCGUCGUCGGUGCCAUCUACGCCCACUGCGGCCGCGAGGCCGCCAAGGCCUUUGUCAAGGCGCACAUCAUGUCGCGCACCCUCGACAUUGCCAAGCUCUUCGAAUUCAAGUACCCCACCCGCGAGCUCGCCGCGCUCUGCGCCCGUGAGGAUUUCGAGCCCCCCGUGGCUCGUCUCCUCUCCGAGACGGGUCGCCAGUCGCGCACCCCCGUUUUUGUUGUCGGUAUAUACAGCGGCAGCGACAAGCUCGGCGAGGGCGCCGCCUCCUCUCUCGACCACGCCCGCUUCAAGGCCGCCAUGAACGCCCUGAAGGCUUGGUAUCUCUACAGCCCUGGCGAGAACCCUCGGGUACCCAGUGAUAUGCUGGAGGAGGGUGCCAAGCCCUGGACGCCAGCAUACAUUGAUAUGGGUGAGGUUAUCUCCCGCUAAAUGAGGAGGCUGAAACACGGAGCAUGGCGGCGGACAGUACGGCAGGGCAGUAGAGAACUUAGGAAGUGUAUGAAACGAAAGGUAAAAAGAGAGUCGCAGAUGGCCUGCUUACACUCUCGGUUUUAUUGGUUGUGCGGCCCAUCAACUCGGGAUAGGUUCCCCUUGUGGAAAUCGACGCAAGAGGAUCGAGAGGGAAACAAAACAACGAGUGGAUUUUGUUGGUGUGGUCUAAAAGCUCAGCUUACCUUUCCACUCUUGUCCUGUCCUGUUGAGAGCGGGCAAUUUCCGUCCUGCGAAGGAAGGGGAUAUUAAAUGGAUGGUCCUCUCCCAUCCAGUCACUCCCUUUCCUUCCAUUGUUUCUUGCUCUUUUUGCCAAAGACGAGAUGUUGUAUACAGAUUUGCGCGCAACGGACAUACAUGUACACACACGCACACCCCCGCCACAUAUACCAAUACAAAGGGGGGUUGGGACGGAACGGGGAAUGAAGAGGGUCUGGAUGGUGGCUGCUUGGCUCUGCUUUCGACAAAGAGAGACACAACCCUCGUCGGGGUGGCAUCUGUGUCCUUCUUUCUCAGUGUAUAAUACCAAAAAAGUAGCCGAGGCCAGGGAGAAGGAAGAUCAUCGUCUGUAUGUGUAGCAUUAAGAAGUCAAAUUUUUUACGAGGCAUCAACGAAGUACAUGACAUGAUAAAUCCUUCCUCUACGUAUUGACUGCUCUGGCAUGAGGAGAAGGCUGUGUAAGAGAGAAUAUGGUACUACGCAAUUUACACGCAUUGUAC
Messenger RNA from Neurospora crassa OR74A, 2389 nucleotides. RefSeq names its product mitochondrial 54S ribosomal protein YmL3. Gene Ontology annotation, cellular component: nucleus. NCBI's taxonomy places the organism in Eukaryota, Fungi, Ascomycota, Sordariomycetes, Sordariales, Sordariaceae. The record is from RefSeq and is a predicted model, not a curated record. Gene Ontology annotation, biological process: primary miRNA processing; rRNA processing; regulation of gene expression. Gene Ontology annotation, molecular function: double-stranded RNA binding; ribonuclease III activity. The coding region runs from base 291 to 1610 and encodes 439 amino acids. The transcript has a single exon.